AUAAACCAUGAUUAGCCUGGAUACCGUGCGUGAGUUGUGCAUCCUACUCUUAGGUUUCAGCCUUAUGUAGCGAUUUGGGAAUUGGCAUCGUCAUAGUACUUUUAAGGUAUUUUAAACAUGAAGUUCAUUAUUUCUUUUGCGGUUUUUUUUUCACGUGUUAAGUUCCGUUAAAGAUACUGAAAUAUAAAAAUAUUUCAUGUUUGCUAUAACAUUAACGUUUUGUAGAAACAUCUAGUUUUAGGCUUGGUUACACUUUUUUUGGUCAUUUCGUAACAUCGACACCUUUCCCUAUCGAUUUUUUUCAAUCAUUUUCCACUAUAGCCCAAAAAGUUAGCAAGCUCUUACAUUAACGAAUGUUCAAUUUGACAAGAUAGAGAUAUUUCCAAUCGCACAUACGCUAACAAAAAAGCUCGUGAGCUAAACCGUGUAAGCUGGUCAUUCGCGUUUUAUCGGUAACCUGGGGAUAUUUUGUAGCUUGCAUAAUUCUGAAAAAUUGAAGGUCAGUUUCCAUUUUGCUACAUUUUCUGGUACAGCGCAAAAAAAAGCUCAAACGUUUUAUAAUUAAAAAUUUCUCACACGUGAAAUAAAAUUCACAAAUUUCUUAUUUACAGCUGCUGUAAAUAAGAAAUUAUUAAAUUUUAGGCUUACUAUAUAUAAGCAAAUGUAGUGAGAAGUUAUUUCCAACAGGAAUGUUAAUAUAAUUUGUAAUUUGUUUUAAUAGAGAUGAUAAAAGGUGCUGUUAACUUUUGUAAAAAUAUCUCGUACUGUUCAAUAAGCAAAAAAAAUGCGUGAUUAGCCUUCGUACCGUAGCAGGUUUGGACAGCCUAUCCCGUAUUUGCCAGUCAAACACGUGCCCUAGUGAUUAAAGGCGUUUAUGGGGACAUAAACUCACUGUACCUGGACGAUAAAUUUUACUUACUAAAUAUUUGUUGGCGAUUGGCAAAUUACGCAAUAGGUCAAAACACUGAAGUCAUCGGCUAUUUGCUGCUAAAGGGGAACGCUCUUCUCGUCCCUAGAGCUCUUUCAGAUUGAAACCUGGAAAGUUUAUCUCAAAGAGCUCUGGGGUCGAGAAUGCGGGAACGCUUAAGUUUAAAAACAACAAUAACAAACAACACCUUUGUAUUACUUUAAAUUUUGAUUUGACAGGCGCGGCGCUUUUUCGAAUAAUCGUUUAGUCACUGAUCUUACUUACAUUUGUGUACCGGCGCAGCAAUGUUUUGAGCAAGGCGGCUUUAGAUGUUCGGACAAAAAUUUGACGUUAUUAAUGUUUUGUCCAAUUUAACGUCAAAUUAUUGUCACUUUGUUAAUGUAUCAGGGUGGAAACACAUUCUGGUAAAAUGGAUUGCUCGUCAGAAUACGUAGAUGACUACGUUGAUAGCCAAAAUGUUCUAACAGAACAUUCCAAUGCCGUUCGAAAAAAGUCAAAGUUACCAGUAGUUAGCCGCGAACUGAUAAGCAACAAGGAAGAUUCCAGGGAUAUUUCCAUAUUAAAAUCUGUUUUUUACGAUGAAAUAAAGUCUGGAAGGAGAUUGCUGUUUAACAGUGCCGAGCACCAGAAGCGUAAACUUACCACAAAUCCAGUAAUAAAUACGAGUGCUUUUAAAAGAUUAUGGGGAAGGAGAAUUCGUGGUUCAUUCGUUGCUCCACUUGAGCAGGCAUGUCAAAAUACACGUAUUAAAAGAGUUAACACGCAUUGUGAAGUAGUUAACAACGAAAUCUUCGAAAAAAACAUCACUAGUGGGAUGAAAAGAAGGCUAGAAGUGAUGGAUGUGUGCAUGAAAGAAAAAGAAGAUCGAAUUGAAUGUAUGAAAGAAAUAAUUGAAACAUUUUUGCGAUCUUUCUCCGCAUCUGUGCAUCUCGCAUUGACAGACUCACAACAAGCACAUGGGUAUCUAGAUGCAGAAAUAGUGUUACUUAACAAGAAAUUAAGCCAACGCUGGAGAAUCUUUGGUAGACACACAUUGCGAGAAGAGAAGAGACGUUUGUUAGCAGUAAAAGCAGUCUUAAGUACAACAACAAAAGAAUUGCAAGCAAAUUUGUGUUGUCUGGAGAAGAGAAAUGUAGAAAUUCAAAAGUUUACUUAAUUAAGAAAUUCGAUAUUUUAAAACUCACUUUCUUAUGAUGUCACAAAAUUUGGAAAUAUGAAACAAUAAUAAGCUUUUUAAUCGGAAAAUGGCGUUGGUUAUGACAUAUAAACUUUUUAUGGUUUUAAAGUUUUUUAGACUUGAAAGUUAUGUUAACCUUUAGACGACGAAUCGCGUAGAUCUACAGUUAAAAUUUGUUGAAGUUAGGGCAGUCUACCUUCACAGUUAGACUUUCCCAACUCCUGAUGACUAGAUUGAUAUGGAAAUUGCUUGUCUGAUGAAGAACGAAUUACAUAAAAGUAAGGUUCUUAGCCACCAUUUGCAACUUAAGUUUUGGAAAGCAAAACAAAAUACUAAAAGAGAUUGUAGAAGUGCGUAUCUUUCCCGUUGCAAGCAGUAGCACCGUACGAGUUUUGGAUGACUAUGAAGCCACUCCUGUAAUGUUGUCUAAAGACUAGUUUUCAUUUGUCUGCAUUUUGUUAGCGAGUGCGUGCAAAAUCUGUAAUUUUGUCGAAGUGCGCACGCGCUAAAGAGAUUGCUCGUCCUGUUUUUGCGCAAUAGCGGAAAUUACAGUCUAAUGGAAACUAGCCUUCAGACCAAGCUACAAACUAUGCAUAUUAUAAAGACAUAGAUUUGCAUCAAUAUUACAGAUGAUGUUUAAUAUUACUCACAAACAAUUCAGAGUUUGUUUAAUUCACUCAUUCAUAAUGCAUGUCCCAUUCACUGAUUUCAACACAUGUGACUUACCCAGCUGCCACCAUGACAGAUAUGUUCGAUGUGUACUAUGACGUCACAACACGAUAGGAAACACUCAACACGAAGGGAAAACAUAUACCAUUU
Molecule: messenger RNA, 2924 nt
Organism: Hydractinia symbiolongicarpus
Lineage: Eukaryota; Metazoa; Cnidaria; Hydrozoa; Anthoathecata; Hydractiniidae
Exons: 2
Coding region: 1338-2084 (248 amino acids)
Source: RefSeq, a predicted model, not a curated record